AUGGAUGGUGUAUCGGCUGCGGCAAAUAUCCUUGCAGUGUUAGAUCUUACGGCCAAAGUAGCUUCCCUCCUGUUCCAGUUCUCCAAGCAAGUGAAAGUUGCAAAGUCAGAUAUCGAGCGCUUGAAUAGGGAACUGGAACGAUUGAAUAUUACUCUCAAAGGCGGUCGAGAGUUAUUGGAAAGUCCAAAUGGCGCAAAACUUCAAACCUCCCAGGGCUUGCUUGCUAGUCUUCAUGACUGCUCUUUGACAUUGUCAGAAGUUGAAGCAAAGCUGAGCAGAAAGCUCAAUGCUGGGAGUUCUCGUAUGAUGAGUCGAUUUGGUCUUCGUGCGUUGACAUGGCCUUUUGAAAGUAAAGAUGUGAACAUAAUUGCCAGAAAUUUGGAGAGGUAUCGCGACGCGCUAUCAGCAUCACUUACCAUUGAUCAAACUGCACAGGUGCUUAAUAUGGCUCAAACUGCUAGUCUUUCACAACUUCCCACGGUGACUGGAGCAGCAUUUGAUUCUCACGCCGAUGAGCAUGAUCCUCGAUGUCACCCCGACACGCGAGUGGCUCUUCGCCAGCAGAUUGUUGAAUGGGUAGAAGGACUCGAGAGCGAAUGUAUCUUCUGGCUGAACGGGAUGGCUGGUACAGGGAAGUCAACAGUAUCACGGACGAUCGCACAGACCUUUUCAGACAAAGGUAUACUUGGUGCCAGCUUUUUCUUCAAAAGAGGCGAGCGUGAUCGUGGCAAUGCAAGUCAACUAUUUACAACGGUGGCUUCCCAGCUUGCCAUCAAGGUACCAGCCUUAGCGACCGAUAUCAGCAAUGCCGUUGAUAGCGACCCAAUGAUUGUUAGCAAAACACUCCGCGAGCAGUUUGAGCAGCUUAUAUUGAAGCCUUUGGAGAACAUGCAGCCAAGCAAGACAAAAACGGUUGUACUUGUGAUUGAUGCGCUUGAUGAAUGUGAUCGAGACGACGACAUCAGGGUUAUCAUUUAUUUAAUAUCUCUCGGGAGACGCUUAGAGUCAGUGCGACUUCGGGCUUUCCUGACAAGCAGACCCGAGUUACCUGUUCGACUCGGCUUCAAGUCAAUACAAGGCAGAUACCAGGAUCUGGUUCUUCAUGAUAUCCCUAAGCCGAUCAUAAGUCAUGAUAUUGCCGCGUUCUUGGAGUACGAGCUCACAAGAAUCAAAGAGGAUUACAAUAACAUAACUCCCACCGAACUCCAACUCUCAAAAGGCUGGCCUGGAAGCGAAAACCUGGAUGCGCUUGUUCAAAUGGCCGUCCCUCUAUUCAUCUUUGCGGCUACAGUCUGCCGUUUCAUCGGGGAUCAGGCCUGGUCUGAUCCCGCCGGACAACUCGCAAAGAUCCUGGAAUAUCAAACGAGGUCCCCGGAAUCCGAGAUGGACAAGCUUGAUGCAACCUAUCGACCUAUACUUGAUCAGUUGAUUGCGGGAUCAGAGUCAGCCCGAAGAUCUCUUGUGGAAGAAUUCAAAGUUGUCGUUGGUGCUAUCGUUCUUCUCGCCGAACCACUAUCCGUGUCCUCUUUGUCCGACCUGAUAGACCUCCCCAAGCCAGUUAUCAGUCGUAGGCUGGUGUCUCUUCAUUCUGUCCUCGCGGUUCCUGAGUCGAUCGAUACUCCUGUCAGAUUGCUCCACCUCUCGUUUCGGGACUUUCUAGUUGAUUCUGCCAAGCGAGACGGCAACCCUUUUUGGAUCGACGAGGAAGCAACUCACAAAAGAAUUGCGAUGAGAUGCCUUCGUCUUCUAUCCUCUAGUGAUUACUUGAAGGAAGACAUUUGUGGCCUCGAGAUCCCGGGAGCAGCGCGUGUAGAUGUCCCAAUCAUUGCAAUUCAUUCUGCACUGCCCGCCCACGUUCGAUAUGCGUGCCUAUAUUGGGUAUACCAUCUAGAGCAGAGCAGGACAAGUAUCCCAGAUGAUCAUGAGGCUGUUGUCUUCCUUCAGAAGCAUUUACUCCAUUGGCUUGAAGCACUAAGCCUGUUGGGAAAUAUUUCUGAGGCUAUCUCCAUGUUAAGAAGCUUGCAAAAGCUUGUGCAAGCAGGUAAUGCCAAUGCAAGCGCCUUCUUGCACGAUGCAGUCCGGUUUGUCCUGAACUGUCGGUCAAUUGUGGAUCAAGCCCCGCUGCAAGUUUAUUUAUCUGCACUGGUCUUUGCUCCCACCAAAUGCAUUGUCAGAGAAAUGUUCAGUCAAUGUAUUCCUCGCUGGCUCCGUCAGACUCCAAAGCUUGAAAAGAACUGGAGUGCUUGUCUGCAGGUACUAGAGGGUCAUCAGGGGCAGGUUACGAUAGUCAUUUUCUCACCAGAUGGAAGUACGGUAGCAUCCGCUUCGCAUGACAAGACCGUUCGUCUCUGGGAUACAGAAACAGGCGAGGAAAAACAGGUGCUCAUAGGCCAUGAUGGGGUACUCACGGGAAUCGCGUUCACCAGCGACGGAAAAACACUUGUGUCAGCCGCUCAAGACAAGACAAUCCGAAUUUGGGAUAUUAUCACAGGCGAGAGAUGCGAGAUAAUCGAUCAUGGAAACACAGUCCUUGAGGCUACCUUUGCUCCGAACAUGGAUGCAGUCGCACUUCGAUCACCUCGCAACAGAACCGACUGUUUUACCUUCCCAGACUGCCAUAGUUUCUUGACCAGAUACGGCGAGAACGUCAAAAACGUCAAAAAGCUCAUAUUUUCGCCGGAUGGUGAGACGGUCGCAACUACACGAGCCAAGACACACGGGGCUACAAUUUAUGACCGUCGAACCGGGGCUAUCGUACGGCAGAUAGAUGGCACAACGGGCAUAGUCAGGUCAAUCGCGUAUUUCCCCAACAGCAAGCAGUUUGCAACGGCCACGCAGGCCGACGGAAUCCAAGUCUGGGACAUUGCCACCGGCGAGAUGAAGCAAAAAGUGGGCGGUCCUGACUUGUCCAUUCGAAGAUUGAUGGUGUCGUCGGAUAGCAAGGUCAUGGUAUUGAAGACAUAUGAUGGAAAAGUUCGACUCUGGAAUCUAGCAACAGAGCAAGAGGUUCAGAGUUUCGGUCGCGACGAUCAUAUCGACAGUAUCGCUUUCUCACCUGAUAACAAGAUCAUAUCGACUUCCUCCAACUUCAAAAUACGACUCUGGGAUCCAAGAUCAAUCCAGGGAUACCCAGGUCAGAUGCUAUCAGAUGAGCUGAAGAUGACCUCUGAUGCCACAUCAAGCGCAAUGGAACAAGAAGAAUUCUCCAAGGAAACUCCAGCAGAUAGGAUUAGAUUCUCGCCCGUUCGCAGAAGAGUAGCUUCGACUGCGUGGGAUGGAAUCAUUCGGCUUUGGGACAUGGACACAGCGGAGGUUCUGCAAAAACUACAUCAUGAAAAUGGAGUCCGACAGCUGGCCUAUUCAAAGAAUGGAAACUUGGUAGCAUCUGUCACAGUUCACAGCGGCGGCGACGGUACAAUGACCUGGGAAGAAGGAACCACACUCUUUCUUUGGGAUGUCGAGAGAGAUCCACAAAUUCGCUGGACCAAAGAGAUUCCCGAUUUUUGCGACCUUCUCUUUUCACCAAAUGACCAAUAUAUUACAUAUAGUCAUGGUAAAGCAUUCCACGUUCUGGAUGUUAACGAUGGCAAAGAGCGAUGGGCUGGCUCUUGGGACAAGAGCGUUAGCCUUAUGAGCUUUUCUCCCACCGGCAAGCAGAUAAUAAUAUCCGAUGGGGCCAUAGUAUCGAUUUGGGAAUUUACAGAGGAUCAAAUGCGACAUUUGGAAGAUUUUCCUUUCUCGCAAGAGAAACUAAAUAUGCGCCCCCUCAAAAAUUGGAUGGAUGUCUGUAUCCUCUCCCCCAUCAAAGGAAUCGCCAUGUCCCCAGAUGGCAAGAUCAUUGCUCUGGCUGCCAAAGAGUCGAUAUGGCUGUAUCAUGUAGAGACGAAGCGCCGACAAAGGUUGGUCACCAGGCUGGAUGCGUUUAUAACGAGUCUGCGUUUCUCGUCUGACGGCCAGUUCCUGGAGACCAAUCGUGGGACUGUAAGUCUUCGACCCGAGUCUGAUGAAUCUGGAAAUCUGCAGUCAGACAAUGAAUGGGGUGGCGGAUUUGUAUUUCUCAGCCCGGAGUGGUUGACGUCCGACGGAAGAAAAUUGCUGUGGCUUCCUCCAGACUACCGGUCUUUUUGUGUGGCGUAUCAUGAUGGGACUUUUGCUAUUGGAACUGGUACUGGGAAGGUGAUAUUUCUCCGGGUCAAGUUCUGA
Messenger RNA from Penicillium cataractarum, 4203 nucleotides. RefSeq names its product Vegetative incompatibility protein HET-E-1. The transcript has 3 exons. Gene Ontology annotation, molecular function: protein binding. The record is from RefSeq and is a predicted model, not a curated record. Bases 1 to 4203 code for a protein of 1400 amino acids. Lineage: Eukaryota; Fungi; Ascomycota; Eurotiomycetes; Eurotiales; Aspergillaceae.